Messenger RNA from Myotis daubentonii (Daubenton's bat), 564 nucleotides. RefSeq names its product death associated protein like 1 (gene DAPL1). Gene Ontology annotation, biological process: apoptotic signaling pathway; cellular response to amino acid starvation; negative regulation of autophagy. The record is from RefSeq and is a predicted model, not a curated record. Gene Ontology annotation, molecular function: death domain binding. NCBI's taxonomy places the organism in Eukaryota, Metazoa, Chordata, Mammalia, Chiroptera, Vespertilionidae.
AGUGGGGCCGCCACAGCUGGCAGGGCCUCUGGAGCACCGGCACCUGCACUGGCACUGGCACUGGCACACGCUAUGGCAGAUGAAGUGCAAGUCCUGCCCUCCCCGCUGAAAGGGGGGCAUCCGCCCGCAGUAAAAGCUGGAGGGAAGCGAAUUUCAAAAAAACAAGAAAUUGGCGUCUUGGAGAGACACACCAAAAAAACAGGAUCUGAGAAAACAAGUGCUAUUGUGAAUGUUGCCAAAAUACAGACGAUGGAUGCCCUGAAUGACACACUGGAGAAGCUCAGCCAUAAAUUUCCAGCAAUAGUGCACAUGGCACAUCAAAAACCCAGACCUGCUCUGGAGAAGGUCACUCCAAUGAGAAGGAUCUACAUUAUUCAACAGCCUCGAAAAUGUUAGGGUGGGACGUAAAACACAGCCAUCUGCCCAACUGCCUCCAACGUCUGACAGCUUAGCACAAGGACCAAAGCUUCCCUUAGGCUUGGUGCACUUGCUUAGUAAAUGAAACAGCCUUUGUAUCUUCUCUUUGGAUGUUAGAUAAUAAAGCAUCCAAAAUUGUGAAUGCAA